Molecule: messenger RNA, 744 nt
Organism: Pollicipes pollicipes
Lineage: Eukaryota; Metazoa; Arthropoda; Thecostraca; Pollicipedomorpha; Pollicipedidae
Product: sodium/calcium exchanger regulatory protein 1
Exons: 1
Coding region: 104-499 (131 amino acids)
Molecular function (GO): lipid binding
Source: RefSeq, a predicted model, not a curated record
GUCAUAGCCCAGAUACGGACAGUCGGCGUAGCGCGCGACACGGCAACAGCUGACCGCGCAGACCACCCAGCGGCCGCGGCGUCACGAAGACAGCAGCCGCGCCAUGGUCGACUACAACGGCUCCUACACGCUGGUGUCGUCCGACAACUUCGACGAGUUCCUCAAGGCCAUGGGCGCCAGCGCGGUGAUGCGAACGGCGGCGCAGGUGGGCAAGCCGACCAUCCACGUGUCGGUCAGCGGCGACCACUGGAAGCUGCGCCAGACCACCAAGCUGAGCUCCACCAGCAUGGAGUUUGACGUGGGCGUGCCGCGCCACCUCAGCGCGCCCGGCGGCGCGUCCGUGACCAGCGUCAUCACCAAGGAGCGCGACCGGCUGAUCGAAAAGCGCACCGGUGCCGACAAGAACCCGGAGACGGUGCGCGAGUUCACCAGCUCCCAGCUCAAGGUCACGCUCAAAGUGGACGAUGUCGUGUGCGUGCGGGUGUUCCAGAAACAGUGACCGGUGUCCGGCUGCAUGGAUCCGCGCCCCGGCUGAGAAUGAAACCAGGCACAUCUUGCCAAAGACUUGCACUGUGUCUUAAAUCAGAAGUUGAUGAUGACGGUGACACGCAACCAAACGCAUUCAGAUGUCUGCGCUGGUGGCCUGUUUCAGUCAGUUGGUACUAACAAAUCCAAAUCGAAUCGCUGAACCGAUUUUCUCCAAGCGCACCCCAUGCAGACUGUGCUAUGUGUUGAAACAUGGCA